UGAUAUUUUGCGAGGUGAGAGAGAAAAAGUUUUCCUUUUCUGUCAAUUCCCUUCCCCUCUUCCGGGUGUUGCGUUUCCGAACUUCAUGGCGUGCGAAUGGCCCGUGUAUGCCGGACAAUCGAAAUGAUAUCUGGCCUACCUUCCUGCUCUUCUACCGAACUCAGAUCAGUGAGCUUCAAUAUUCGAUUCCCUCGAGUACCCGGUGAAAUCAAAUUCGAGAGCGGAUUCGGCAAUUGCUCGUUGAGACCCCCGAAGUUGGCCGCAGUUCGACCCCCCUCCCCUCGGGCACGCAAGCUUCCAAGACGAACACAAUGGAUUCAACCUUCAUUGCAUCGAUACCUGUCAUUCUGCAUGGCGUGGAAAGGUGGCAUUGGCUCAAGCAAUUGGUCGACCGCUUUGGAACAUGGACAAUGGCUUGGUGAAAGGGGCACGGAAAGGCGUACAGAUAUCAAAAGGGGUUCAAAAGAUCAUGUCCUUCCUGCACGGAUUUUGAAAUAUAUCAACGGAUUAUGUUGCCGUCAAGAACCGGAGCAACCUGUUGUCUUUCAUGGAAGUCGAUUAAAGGGGUCGCCCAAGGGUGUGUGUGGGAAGAAUGUGAGACUUUCUGUUCUUUCUCUUAAUCCGGCCUCGACUUCACUCCGUUCAUUCGAUGUGGAAUCGGGCUUUUUAAACCUACCUCACAUCGUCGCCUUUCGAUCUUGUACAAGAACGUCGACACGAACAGACACUGAACCAAUAACCCUCCGGCCACCCAAGAGGCUGUCUCCACUGGUUGUCUGAUCACUCUAUUACCUCCAGUAUUUCGGACUUCUCGUCUUUGUGCUGGCCGUUCCUUAAUAUUGCCCAACUAAUUCCACUCAUUAUUCCCAUACUAAUUCAUUGACGACUGUCACUCUCUUAAUUCCGUCGUUCCCUGAUAAGACAUUGUCUCCUAUCAGGUACACUCUUUUAAUAAUAACGGGAUUGAUAUCUGUUGCUUGUGUUCUUCACCACUUUCGACAUCAUGGCCUACCAGAAGCGUCCUACCUCCAGCUACCAGCCUUGCGAUACUUUCUUCGUGGAAUCGUAUGA
Molecule: messenger RNA, 1071 nt
Organism: Aspergillus steynii IBT 23096
Lineage: Eukaryota; Fungi; Ascomycota; Eurotiomycetes; Eurotiales; Aspergillaceae
Exons: 3
Coding region: 97-780 (227 amino acids)
Source: RefSeq, a predicted model, not a curated record